Messenger RNA from Marmota flaviventris (yellow-bellied marmot), 912 nucleotides. It is a transcript of the gene Srarp, whose product is annotated as steroid receptor associated and regulated protein. Gene Ontology annotation, cellular component: cytoplasm; nucleus. Gene Ontology annotation, biological process: positive regulation of intracellular estrogen receptor signaling pathway. Gene Ontology annotation, molecular function: nuclear estrogen receptor binding. The record is from RefSeq and is a predicted model, not a curated record. NCBI's taxonomy places the organism in Eukaryota, Metazoa, Chordata, Mammalia, Rodentia, Sciuridae.
CUCCCAGUCCCAGGCAGGCACUGUGAGUGGCAUGGCUCCCUCAGAGGACUCCAGGGACUGCAGAACCAGCCUCAAAGACACCGGCCUAGAGACCAGCUCUGGUGGGAAGCGGGCCCGCUGUCACAAGGCCAUCCCUACGGCUCACAUGACUUUCGUUAUUGACUGUGUCCGUGGGAAACAGCUCUCCCUAGCAGCUCCCCCAGUGCUGCCCCAAGUCCCCAGCCCCAGCCAGGGACCUGUCACUCUGCCAAUGAAGACCUAUAUUGUGUUCUGUGGGGAAAACCAGCCCCAAUCAGCUUUGGACAUCCCCUUGGGUGGGGGGUGCCUUGCCCAGGCCAAGGAUGCCCUGCCACCCCGCCCACCCCGCAGAGGGGCUGUGGACCCCUCUUCCCCCCCAGAUAGCCCACCCUGCCCCCAGGGGACUCCUAAAGCCAAGGGGAGGCCCCUGAAGAUUGGGCCUGCGAGGUCUUCAACCUGGGGGACAGUCAAGGGCUCCCUCAAAGCCCUCUCUUCCUGUGUCUGUGGGCAGACGGAUUAACGGGAAGGGCCGGGCUGUGGGAGGAGGGGUUGGCAUGCCAGGUUCCAGUGCUCAAGGGCUGUGACUCCCAGGCCAGCCUCCCGUCCCCUGGGCCCACUAAAGGACAAAAGAAUCAGCCAACCGGUGCACAUCUGCCUCCUCCAUCCUUCCCAUCCCUGCCAGCCUUUCAACAGAGGCCGACCAGGACCCCCCUGCAGGGAAAGAGAUUCAUCGUUCACCCAGCAGAUACUAAAGGAGCAUCUUCUAUGUGCUGGCCCUGGGGCAAGGCCCGGGACAUCGUCUGGUUUUCACAAAGCUUCUAUUCUUGGGGCAGGAGGUGGGAAGAAGGGUUAAACAAGCAAGCCAAUAAAUAAAAAGACGAUUUUGAACCGUGA